Molecule: messenger RNA, 619 nt
Organism: Daldinia caldariorum
Lineage: Eukaryota; Fungi; Ascomycota; Sordariomycetes; Xylariales; Hypoxylaceae
Exons: 1
Coding region: 102-428 (108 amino acids)
Source: RefSeq, a predicted model, not a curated record
CCGGUGAGAAACAUUCGGGUCUGUGGUGGGUCUCCAGUGCGGGAUAACACUGGUCUCCGUCGAGCUCGGGGUCACUCGGCGGGGGGGUUUCGGCCAGGCCCAUGAUGCCGCGGUGGUCGGAUGAUGGAGUUUUGACCUUCCCCUAUUUCCCCUUCUCUUUUGCUCUUCUCUUUGCUCUUCUCUUUGCUCUUCUCUUUGCUCUUCUCUUUUCUCUUCUCUUUCCCCUUCUCUUUCCCCUUAAAAAAACUUUGGUUGCAGCUAAAUCAUUCGCAGGCCUACACCCAGUCCACGUGAUCCUCAUAUUAUCACUGAGACCUGGAAGAAACAAGACCAGUUCACAAUCCACAACCUUUUUUUAUGUGGCAUUCGUGAUCUGGCAAAUAUUUUUGGAACUCUUUUUUUUUUUUUUUUUCAUUGCAAAACUCUAGCUUGCUAGGGGUGCGAAGAAGAAAUCCAGGGGCUCAUGAGUUUUUUUACUCAAGCCUUCUCAAGUAGUAUCGCGUUUUUUAGUGUUACAAACCAACAGCCGAGGAGAUCACGUUCAGGCCUGGAGCGGGGUCUCAAUAUCCCUUGGUACGGAUAAAUCUCGGAAUAACCUCAUGGAGGGUAGUGAUCUGGG